This is a messenger RNA of Haliotis rufescens (red abalone), 1737 nucleotides long. RefSeq names its product large neutral amino acids transporter small subunit 2-like. The transcript is spliced from 11 exons. Gene Ontology annotation, molecular function: L-amino acid transmembrane transporter activity. Gene Ontology annotation, biological process: amino acid transmembrane transport. Gene Ontology annotation, cellular component: membrane. NCBI's taxonomy places the organism in Eukaryota, Metazoa, Mollusca, Gastropoda, Lepetellida, Haliotidae. The coding region runs from base 1 to 1737 and encodes 578 amino acids. The record is from RefSeq and is a predicted model, not a curated record.
AUGGCACUGUUUAAACGGAAAUCUGCAAGUGCUGACUUCAAUUCAUCAGUGAAGAAUGAACAGCCAGCCGUUUUUACAAUUCAUGCUCACAGUAACCUAGCAUAUGAGCCAGACGUGAUUGAAACGUCUUCAGGUGCUAAUGGAACAGCCCACUCUGAUAUUACAAGCCCGCCACUGUCAAAUCGUAAACCCUCUGAACCGCCCACUCCUCCACCAACACUGAAGAAGUCCAUCAACUUGUUCCACUGUACAGCCAUCUUGGUUGCGGUCACUGGCAACUCAUCCAUCUUUAUUUCUCCUGGCGCCAUCAUAGGCUCCGCUGGAUCCAUUGGAGCCGCCCUCGUCGUUUGGCUUGUUGGAGGACUCAUCAAUAUGGGUUUGGCGCUGUGUUAUACCGAACUGGCGACCAUGUUUCCGUGUGCUGGUGGACAGUAUGCUUACGUCUUGAAUGUACUUGGUCCUCUGCCAGGCUUCCCAAUGCUUUAUGGAUAUGUUAUCUUUAUAGUAGGGCCAAGCUGGGCCUUUCUAGCCUACACAUCUGCCUUGUAUAUUAUGAAACCUGUUUUUCCUGACUGUGCGACAGAGAAUGUUGAGCUGGGUAUAAAGUUACUGGCUGGCUGGAUCCUUGUAACAGUGGUUGUCUUAAACUGCACGUUCAUGAGGUUUGUCACGAAGGUUCAGACAUUUCUGUCAAUGACAAAGGUGCUUGCUCUUCUUAUCAUCAUCAUUUACAAGCUGUUGUUGGUUUGCAGAUCUCAGUGUUCGUCCAGGUUGGUAAAGGGCAGUGAGUUCCUGGAGCAUCUGAUGUCAUCUAUGCAGCUUGAGAUUGCUUUAAAGGCAAUGCUGACUGAUGAUGUUGUCAACGGUAAAACAGACAACUUUGAGAACCUAUUUGCGGACACAUCGAAGGAACCGGGAGAGCUUGCUAUAUCCGUCUUCUACACAUCGUUUGCAUAUGGAGGCUGGCAGACAAUAAUGACACUGGCAGAAGAGGUGAAGGAUCCUGGAAGGGAUCUCCCUAUUUCAGUGUACAUGGGCUUCAUCAUCAUCAUCUUGAAGUACAUCCUUGCAAACGCUGCCUACUUCACCCUCAUCAACCCCGCGGAGAUGUUGCAGUCGAACGCAGUGGCGUCGGUGAGCAGUUUGAGGCAAAUUGUUCUCAUGGGCGAUGUUUUAUACCUAUGGUAUGUUACUUCUAUUGUCAUUGUUCACAGGGUGUUAUUUGCUGGAGCAAGAGUCGGUCAUGUGCCCCAGAUCUUCGGCAUGAUUCACCCAAAGUAUCUUACCCCAUGGCCUGCCAAUUUUGUGCUGCUUGCCUGGGGGCUGACCAUGUUGUUCACGGGAGGUUUGACGACCAUGAUGAUGUACAUCGGCUUCUUUGCCACCAUCGCAGGUAUCGCCGUCGUGGUGUCGUUGCUGUACCUACGAGUCAAGAGACCAGGCGUUAACAGACCGUAUAAGACAAUGCUGUGUGUGCCUAUUGUCCAACUGAUUGUCAAUGUGGCAGUACUAGUGAUGGCCGUCUAUCAGCGUCCACAUCAGAUGGGCAUCGCACUUGCUAUCUUGGUUGCUGGUAUCCCUGUGUACUGGUUCGGGGUGCUGUGGAAGAACAAACCAAAAGAGUUGACGAAGAUUGUCGAGGGUCUCACCAUUUUAGCUCAGAAGAUCCUAGUAGUGGUAAAGGCGUCGCAAAACGGAAAAAGUUUGGGAAAGACGCCAAUUUCCCCAAAGAAAUAG